AUGGAUCCUGCCAGUAUUUCGGGCCUGGCGAUGGCUGGCCUGACCCUUCCAGCUCAAGUCUUUACUAGCGGCGCUAUCACGUAUACAACAAUUUCCCAAGUGCGGACUAUGGGUAAUUCCCUUGGCAAACAUUACUGGCGCUUUAAGAUCCAAGAAAACCGUUUCAUCUUUUGGGGGAUGUCCCACAAAGCCUGUAGCCCGGGUGGUCUUGAUCCUAAUCAUAUGCCGAAGCUUAUAUUUGAGUCGGUGGUCAACACUCUCAUUCAGAUCAAUGGGCUGUUAGGAGAUCGAGACAAGCUCUGUGAGAGAUAUGGAUUGCAGGAAGUGGGCGAGGUGCGACAUAUUGAGUUAUCGGUCAUCAAAAGAGAAUCAAUGAGGCAACAAAAUAUGGUCAAACGGCUUCAGAAGAGCAGUUCGCUCCUCCGAAAAGUCCAAUGGGCAGUCAAGGACCAGAGCAGAUUCUCAGACCUGGUUCAGGAAUUGACCGAAUUUAACAACACUCUCUACGAAAUGCUCCCUGUGCUGGGAGGCGCGGUUCUUGAGGGCCCCAUUAUAGCCCAAACACUUGCGGACGAGCUCGUCAAUACAGGCAGCUUGAGGGCCGCUGAUGGCCUUCUACAGACGACGGAUAUUGGGUUGUCAGACCUAAGGCAAACAUAUAUAGCGAUGAGCUCGGCUUUGAGACGUGACAGCGCAGAGGCAUUUACAUUAUCCGGCCAACCUACUCCACCCUCUCCGCAUCUACUCCUUGAUGUUCAGUAUCUAGAAUUUCCAGAUCGGAUAUCGAUUCCAAACCCAGCUCCGGAUCUUCGUUCAUGGGCACGACCACGGCAGAACAACCCCUUCUCUAGCGCGGAUUUUAUGGUGGUUGAGUGGCUCCGCUAUGACUUACGACGCAACAGAGCAGAAGACGUGGACUUGAGAGCAAUUCUACAAGCUCGAAUUGAAGCAUUGGCGCAAAUGCUAAAAGAAAAACCCAGAUCCGAUUCUUUUCGAGUUCUCAAUUGCGUAGGCUACGUUGAAGACAAUACCGACAGCAGGUUUGGCCUUACAUUUCGCUUUCCCAAUAUUUCGAGCGGACAGCAAGUCUCAGUGCCGCGGUCGCUCUACGAGACUAUAACCAAAUACCCCUAUAAUACGCCUUAUCUCGGUGACCGUUUUCGUCUUGCCUAUCUCUUGGCUGAAUCUGUCCAUGCUUUCCUCGCAACUGGGUGGCUGCACAAAAGCAUAUGUUCCUAUAACAUCCUCCUUUUCCCUGGCAACUCACAAGUAUCUCAAGGCAAUUGCCAACACCCGGUCUCCCUGGAUAAUCCUUAUUUUACCGGCUUCGCUUUGUCGCGUCCUGACGACCCCAAUGUUGACUCUUCCCGUAGUGCUGCUGGAGCUAAAAUGGCAAUAUAUCGACAUCCGCAAGUGCAAGGUUUUGGAGGCAAGGAGAUUGUGACUUACCGUGCUAUACACGAUAUUUAUAGCCUGGGCACUAUGCUUUUAGAGAUUGCAACCUGGCGUACUAUGUCCAGAUAUUACCCCAGCAGCCCCCCGCCAGGGUAUGAUUUCAAGGCAUUUCUUCUGGAGAAGGUAGUACCAGGCAUCGGCGUGUCAAUGGGUGAGCGAUAUAUGACGGCGGUCAGGAAAUGUCUCGAUGGAAGUUUCGAGAAACUCGAUGGAUUUAGUCAAGACGAGUACGACUCCGCAGACUAUAAGGAAAAUCUGCGCCAGGGCUUUUUCUGGGAGGUCGUGAGUAUUCUGCGAGACUGCCGUGCCUAA
Molecule: messenger RNA, 1767 nt
Organism: Venustampulla echinocandica
Lineage: Eukaryota; Fungi; Ascomycota; Leotiomycetes; Helotiales; Pleuroascaceae
Exons: 1
Coding region: 1-1767 (588 amino acids)
Source: RefSeq, a predicted model, not a curated record